AUGUCCACCCUGCAGGAACUGUGCUCCGGCCUGCCCCUACGGCCUCUCCCUGAGAACCGGGGUCGCUGGGCAGGGGUACCCCAUGCCCCCAUCAGGACCCCCGGCCUCAGCCCAACAGAAGAGCAGCUGGCCCUGAAGAAUGCCUUGCGCUACUUCCCCCCAGAUGUCCAGAAGCUGCUGGCCCCUGAGUUUGCACAGGAGCUUCGACUGUACGGGCACAUCUACAUGUACCGGUUCUGCCCCAGCAUUGAAAUGAGGGCCUACCCAAUCCAGCAGUACCCCUGCCGGACGAGAGCCGCCGCCGCCAUCAUGCACAUGAUCAUGAACAACCUGGACCCCGCGGUGGCCCAGUUUCCCCAGGAGCUUGUGACCUACGGAGGAAACGGGCAGGUGUUCAGCAACUGGGCUCAGUUCCGGCUGACGAUGGCCUACUUGUCGCAGAUGACAGAGGAGCAGACCCUGGUCAUGUACAGUGGACACCCGAUGGGUCUCUUCCCGAGCGGCCCCAGUGCCCCCCGGCUGGUCAUCACCAAUGGGAUGGUCAUUCCCAACUACUCCUCCAGGGCCGAGUAUGAGAAGCUCUUCGCCUUGGGGGUUACCAUGUAUGGCCAGAUGACUGCCGGCAGCUAUUGCUAUAUCGGUCCCCAGGGAAUCGUCCACGGCACAGUGCUCACCGUGCUGAAUGCCGGACGUCGGUACCUGGGCGUCGAGGAUCUGGCCGGGAAGGUCUUCGUCACCUCCGGGCUGGGCGGAAUGAGUGGGGCUCAGGCCAAGGCCGCAGCCAUCGUGGGGUGCAUCGGCGUGAUCGCAGAGGUGGAUAAAGCAGCCCUCAUGAAGCGCCACAAGCAAGGCUGGCUGAUGGAAGUGACCGACAGCCUGGACCACUGCAUCGCAAGACUCAGGUACACCUGCCGUGGGAGCAGUGGUAUGGGGAGCGGCGAGGGUGGGGGGUGCGGGGCCACCCCACUUGGCUCCUUCACCUCCUGGCCACCUGCUGGGGUGGGGCGGGCAUCUCGGCAGGUGAGGGGACCAUCCCUGCGGCUCUUGUGUCUCCCUAGGGAAGCAAGGAAGAAGAAGGAGGUGCUCAGCCUCGGUUACCAUGGCAAUGUGGUGGAUCUUUGGGAGCGCCUGGUCCACGAACUGGACGCGACGGGGGAGCUCUUGGUGGACCUCGGGUCUGACCAGACAUCCUGCCACAACCCAUUCAACGGUGGCUACUACCCCGUGCAGCUGGGCUUCACAGAGGCCCAGAGCCUCAUGGCGUCUGACCCUGCUGCCUUCAAGGGCCUGGUCCAGGAAAGCCUGAGGAGGCAAGUCUCAGCCAUCAACAGGUUGGCCGAGGAGAAGUUCUUCUUUUGGGAUUACGGCAAUGCCUUCCUCUUGGAGGCCCAGCGAGCAGGCGCUGACGUGGAGAAGAGAGGAGCCAACAAGACAGAGUUCCGCUACCCCUCCUACGUCCAGCACAUUAUGGGGGACAUAUUCUCCCAGGGAUUUGGGCCCUUCCGCUGGGUGUGCACAUCGGGGGACCCCCAGGACCUGGCGGUCACGGAUCAGCUGGCCACAUCUGUGCUGGAGGAGGCCAUCGCCUAUGGAGUGAACCCGGCCGUGAAGAUGCAGUAUGCGGACAACAUCCGCUGGAUCCGGGAGGCUGCCAGGCACCGGCUGGUGGUGGGCUCCCAGGCAAGGAUUCUGUACUCAGACCAGAAAGGCCGAGUAGCCAUCGCUGUGGCCUUCAACCAAGCCAUCGCCUGUGGGAAGAUCAAGGCACCCGUGGUCCUGAGCAGAGACCACCACGAUGUGAGUGGCACAGACAGCCCCUUCCGGGAGACCUCCAAUAUCUACGACGGCUCUGCCUUCUGCGCAGACAUGGCCGUGCAGAACUUCGUGGGAGAUGCGUUUCGUGGAGCCACCUGGGUGUCUCUUCACAAUGGUGGAGGUGUUGGCUGGGGCGAAGUGAUCAACGGGGGAUUUGGCCUUGUGCUGGACGGGAGCCAGGAGGCCGAGCAGAAAGCCAGGAUGAUGCUUGGCUGGGACGUGUCCAACGGAGUGGCCCGGCGUUGCUGGUCUGGGAACCGCAAGGCCUACGAGAUCAUCCGCCAGACCAUGCAGGAGAACAAGGGCUUGGUGGUGACGCUCCCGCAGGAGGUGGUGGAUGAGCAGAUGCUCCAGCAGGCCUUGCGGCAGUGAG
Messenger RNA from Condylura cristata (star-nosed mole), 2188 nucleotides. RefSeq names its product urocanate hydratase 1 (gene UROC1). The record is from RefSeq and is a predicted model, not a curated record. Gene Ontology annotation, biological process: L-histidine catabolic process. The transcript is spliced from 20 exons. Bases 1 to 2187 code for a protein of 728 amino acids. NCBI's taxonomy places the organism in Eukaryota, Metazoa, Chordata, Mammalia, Eulipotyphla, Talpidae. Gene Ontology annotation, molecular function: urocanate hydratase activity.